CAAGUGACUCUGCUGCAGAAACCCAGUAUGGUCUGCCUCUUUAAAGUUUCUGCCCUCUACGCACAAUUACUUUUGAGAGUGGGAUGCAUGUUGAUGAGGUGACGAAGAAAAGUGGAAGUGGCUGUUCAGAAUUAAGAUGCUUCAGUCAGGAAAUGUAAGGCAAAACACAGAAGAGAGUACGGCUUCGCUGGAGUUAUGAGACUGGCUCCAUCGUCAUCUGCUGAAUUGGACACAGACUCCUCCACAAUGGUCAUGUAUUCGUCACACACACACUUGAGGCUGAAGUAUUUGUCUCUGGGGGUGCUGGUGUUGCAGACCACCUCUCUGGUGCUCACCAUGCGAUACUCCCGCACCCUAAAGGAAGAUGGUCCCCGCUACCUGGCCUCCUCCGCCGUGGUGUCGGCUGAGGUGCUCAAGAUCCUUGUCUGCACCUUCCUCGUCUUCAGGGAGAACAAUUUCAGUGUGCAGGCAAUGAAGCAGCUGCUGAAGGAGGAGGUUGUCAGCAAGCCCAUGGAGACUCUGAAGCUGGCCAUUCCUGCAGGGAUCUACACACUGCAGAACAAUCUGCUCUAUGUUGCCUUAUCCAACCUGGACGCAGCCACCUACCAGGUCACAUACCAGUUGAAGAUCCUCACCACAGCGCUGUUCUCCGUCUCCAUGUUGGGGAGGAGGUUGGGCCUCUACCAGUGGCUCUCCCUGCUCCUCCUCAUGGCUGGAGUCACUCUAGUGCAGUGGCCCACAGAGUCUGGUGACUCCGAGCACAAGGUCCUGUCGACAGGCUCCCAGUUUGCGGGGCUGAUGGCCGUGCUGAUGGCCUGUGUGUCCAGUGGCUUUGCAGGAGUUUACUUUGAAAAAAUCCUCAAGGAGACUAAACAGAGUGUGUGGGUCCGUAACAUACAGCUGGGUUUGUUCGGCUUUGUGUUUGGCUUCUUAGGAAUGCUCGUGUAUGACGGCCAGAGGGUGAGAGAGUCGGGAAUGUUUCAGGGCUACAACACUAUUACCUGCACCGUUGUUGUCUUACAGGCUCUGGGCGGGCUGGUGGUCGCAGUGGUCAUUAAAUAUGCAGACAACAUCCUCAAAGGAUUCGCCACUUCUCUGUCCAUCAUCAUGUCCACUCUCAUUUCAUAUUUCCUGUUGGAGGACUUUAAUCCCACUCGGGUAUUUUUCGUAGGGGCAGUGCUGGUUAUUGCUGCCACAUUUCUGUACGGCUACGAGAGCAAACCUGCCAGUGGCAGCACCAACAAGACAGAGACCUCAGUGAACUCUGCUACCUGAGGAGACGCCGCCCAGGACAGCGUAGAGCGGGACUCUAUGAACUGUGACGGCCACUUUGGCACGUGGAAAUUGAAAAUGUGGGAAAUGUGGAGAUGAUCGAACCGGUUACUGCCAAUUGACUCGCGACUGUUAAAACUGGAUGCGCCCCAUCUCUCCUGUAGGAAAAUACUGAUUUGCACAAAAGAUGGGGGUCAGUAAUGUGAAAUACAUUUUUCUCUCAUGAAACACUUACAGGUGAACUGUGGAGCUUGACAUGUCAACACACAUUGUUGCAGUAAAACAAACAUACUCUGUGACAGAACUGUCUAAUAAAAAUGUACUUGCAGUUUAAAGGGACCAGGAUGAAACCACGGCCACAUGAAUGCUGGGAAAUGUUAUUUUAUAGUUAUCUAUUUCAGUCAAGUUAAUUGUAUGUGUCAUAUGAUAUGGGAGAAGGGAUGUAUUUACAAACCAAAAAGGGUGUUAAUGACAGUGAUAGCGCCUGCCUCAAAGAGGAGAAAAAUCCUUGACAGAGCUUCCAUCUAGUGGCGGAAUGAAGAGCAAACUUGCUGCAAAGAGGAGGGGUUACCUCUGUUCAAAGAUGCUGAAUGUCCUUUUUUAUAUGAGAUGAGAUAAAAUGGGAUGUGACUGCUUUGACCUUGCUGCUCUCAGUCUCAGUAUUUAUAUCAAAAGCUCUCAUUUUAAUGUUAUUUAAAUGCAAAGUAAUCUAAGAACAAAUGAAUAAAUUAAGGCAUCUUUUAUGCUGAAACAACCA
Messenger RNA from Seriola aureovittata, 2029 nucleotides. It is a transcript of the gene slc35a3b, whose product is annotated as solute carrier family 35 member A3b. The transcript has 8 exons. Gene Ontology annotation, molecular function: UDP-galactose transmembrane transporter activity. Gene Ontology annotation, biological process: pyrimidine nucleotide-sugar transmembrane transport. Lineage: Eukaryota; Metazoa; Chordata; Actinopteri; Carangiformes; Carangidae. The record is from RefSeq and is a predicted model, not a curated record. Gene Ontology annotation, cellular component: Golgi membrane. Bases 196 to 1275 code for a protein of 359 amino acids.